Molecule: messenger RNA, 897 nt
Organism: Nanorana parkeri
Lineage: Eukaryota; Metazoa; Chordata; Amphibia; Anura; Dicroglossidae
Product: heat shock factor protein 5-like
Exons: 3
Coding region: 1-897 (298 amino acids)
Biological process (GO): regulation of DNA-templated transcription
Molecular function (GO): DNA-binding transcription factor activity; sequence-specific DNA binding
Source: RefSeq, a predicted model, not a curated record
AUGGAUGUAGUAAACCCCCAUAACUUUCCAGCCAAGCUAUGGCGACUUGUGAAUGACCCCCACGUCUGUUCCCUCCAAUGGGACUCGCGUGGAGAAGGAAUCAUCAUUGACCAAGAGUUGUUUGAGUCUGAGCUCCUCGCACCCUCCAGAGAGAUCAAUGUGACCGAUGACCUGUUUAGGACGACAAGCUUCGGCAGCUUCAUCCGUCAGCUCAAUCUGUACGGCUUCAGGAAACUGGUCUAUGGAUCUGGCGCUUCUUGCCAACCCACCAGGAACCUAGAAGCUGGAAAUCGCAACCUUCAUCCUUUCUCUAAUUCCUUCUUCCGCAGAGGUCACCCAGAGCUUCUCAUCAAUUUAAAGAGGCUGACCAAUAUUAACAAGGCAAAAAUGGCAGCAGGCCAUAAAGUGCAUACCAGGCCACCAAACCGAUAUCAGCGAUUACUUCCAAAUCCAUUGGAGAAACAGAGAAGGGCAGAGACUCAAGGUCUAAUGCCACUCGAACAAAUUCAUCGUUAUUCUAACCAGGAAAAUAUUUCUCUAUAUCCCUAUGCUGGGCCGGUAGCCCAGAGCUAUAAUGCUUCUAUGAAUGGGUUUGGUGACUUUCCGGUGUCUGCUAUGAUGUGGCCAAGUUCAUUGGGACCUCACCAAGGACACUUAGGUGUUCCAUCAUCAUUCCCAGAAAAGCCAGUCUUUUUUCCUGCCAUGCAGCAGUUCCCAGCAGUCGCAUACACGCUGCAAUCCACCGCCACUUCUCUACAUGUCCAACAAAGUCACUCUUUCAUGACGGAAGCUGUGCAUAAAUAUGGAAGCUCACCCACAAUGCAGUAUCCUAAUGUAUAUCAUCCAGCAGGUUAUACUGUCGCCUACAGCAGAAAUGUAGGCGACAGUAUAACCUGA